Molecule: messenger RNA, 1749 nt
Organism: Parastagonospora nodorum SN15
Lineage: Eukaryota; Fungi; Ascomycota; Dothideomycetes; Pleosporales; Phaeosphaeriaceae
Exons: 3
Coding region: 1-1749 (582 amino acids)
Source: RefSeq, a predicted model, not a curated record
AUGAAUUCAGAGCUCUUCGACGUCAUUAUCGUCGGAGCAGGCAAGGCAACAAUGAGUUUAGAACGGCUUUCCGGUCUCGCGGCUGCGCGAUUCUUUCUUGAUGUGCACCCAGAAAGUUGCGUCUUGAUAUUGGAGAAAGAGCAGUCGGUUGGUGGACCUUGGGGCAGAAGUCGAAUAUACCCAGGGUUCUGGUCGCAGAGCGGCAUUCGCAUGUCGGGCUUCUCGGAUGUGCCUCUGACUGUCCCGCAAGACGCUGAAGUUUUCAACGACAUUUUUGAGGCAAAGUACGUGACCGACUAUCUGGAGAACUAUCUCGACAACCAUGUGUACUCCGGCACGCCUUUGCGCGAGCGCGUAAGAACCGGCUUCGUCGUCUCCAAAGUUGAUAAAUUGCACGACAUCUGGACGGUGAAUGGCGCGCUCCUUGCAGAUAGCGUUCAACAGUCCUUCAAGACCAAGCGAAUCAUCAUCGCCACAGGCAUGACAUCUGCACCAAAAAUGCCAAAAUUCAAGGGGCAGGACCAAUUUGGCGGUCCAAUACUGCACCAAAAAGACUAUGGUCAAUUUCUGUCCGCGCGACCUUCGGAUCACGGCAAAGUCGCUGUACUGGGCGCGGGAAAAUCUGCGGCGGACAUGGUGUACGGUCUUGUGAAGGCGGGAAACGAAGUACAUUGGAUAAUUCGAAAAUCUGGCAAAGGCCCAGGCGCAUUCACCAAUCCAGCAGAAAACGCCAAGGGGCCGUUUCUUAAUGACCCAGAACUUGCAGCCACUCGACUAUUUGGGACCAUGAGUCCAUCGUGCUUCAAUCAGCCAAAUUUGUGGACCCGGUUCUUGCACACCACGUCGAUAGGCGAGAAGAUUCUUAAGGGCGUUUGGAACGGCGCGGAUGAGAAGUGCAAGCGGAUAGGAAACUUUCACGGCCGUCAAGGAGCACUCGAAGGUUUUGACCACUUAGAGAGUGACGUGAACCUCUUCUGGUGUACCGGACCCUUUGGCAUGAUCCAAAGACCGGAUUUCUGGGAUAUCGUCGCGAAAAACGUCCAUGUUCAUCGCAAUGAUAUUGAGAGUCUAGCGCACCACAUGGUCGUACUCGAAGACGGACCGUCCCUACCCAUGAAUGUCAUAGUAUGUGCAACUGGGUUUGUCAACGAAUACCCAUUCUUCAGCGCCAAGCAACGAGUGACUCUUGGUCUAUCGCACCCAAAAUCAGAUGAUGCAGGUGAGAACGAGUGGUCAGCUCUUGAAGCCGAAGCAGAUGAUGAAGUCCUUGCACUGUACCCGAAGCUAGCAUUAGCCCCAAAUCAAGACCUAAGCGAUCCCCCCACAAGCAAGACGCCAAAUCGCCUCUACAACUGUAUCACGCCACUGGAUGACCAUUCUGUCGCUUUCGUGGGCAACAUCUACGCACCAAACGGUUUUCGUACAGCAGAGGUUCAAGCAAUCUGGACAACAGCUCUCUUCGACGAAUCGCUGCAACUACCUUCGGAAGACGCUAUGCGCAAAGACGUGGCAUGGGUGAAUGCUUUCAUGAAGCGUCGGUAUCCCACACAUGGGGCGGGUGGGAACUACCUCCAGUACGAUAUGAUGGGCUACAUUGACCGGCUGUUGCAGCAGGUUGGGCUCACAUCACAUUUAAAGGGAUGGUGGACCAACCUGACGUUCCCGAUGAUUGCCAAGGACCUGAGUGGUACUACGAAGGAGUACAUCGAGAAGUACGCGGCACAGCGGAAGGGAUUGGAAUCUGAGUAA